UGUCCAUCUCUAUCUCUACUUCCAUCUCCUUCUCAGCCCCACAACAACUCCACUACUUAUCCCCCUCCCGUUACAUUAGUCCCCAAUACGGUGGUAUGAUCUCUCUAAUUUGUGUCAUUCUUCAACUUCAAUUUAAUUUGCAUUUCCCACAUAUGCCAAAAGUCAACGUUGCUCUUUUUCCUUUUUAUUCAUUGAUGAUAUAUUAGUAUUUCAGUCCAAUAUUAAUUUUAGCUCUUUUAAAAAAAUUAAAAAAAAAAAAAAUUAGCUCUUUUGAUUAUUCGUCUAUAUAUUAUUUCAUCAACAAACAAACUUGUUCCUUCUACUCUUGCACCACCUCAACUUUCAGAUUUAUCCUAUCCUUAUCUUCAAAUAUGAUCAUGAUUUUGAUAGUUCUAGAGAAUUUUAGUACGAUAAGCCUGUUUCUUAAAAUCUGGCAUUCAUGUUUGUGAAUACCUCAGCAAAAUAUCUCUGUUAUGGAUAUUAAUUUUUAUUUAAAAAAAAAAAAAGAAGAAGAAGACAAUUGGUUAAUCUCAUCAUUUGAGAACAUGUUAGACAUACAUUUUUUCAUCAUAUUCGAAUAAAAUAUAUGAUAUAUCACUAAAUGAAGACCCGGAAAUGACUUAAAAUGUGUUCAUGGCCACACGGACUUUUUUUUGGUACAAUAUACUGAAAUAUCUUGUAGACGUGUAUAGUGUUGAAAGCUUUAUUAAGGCUUACUUGAAUUGAGUUCACUUGAAUUUUCAAAUUUCACCACAUUAAUAAGUUUUCAAAAUAUGUCGCUCUAUGCUAACCUGGAAAUCACCAAUGCUUUAAGUAGUACUUACUUUGGUGCUAUACUCCAUUUGUUUUUGCACCCUAACUUAAAUAAAACAGGUGAAGACCUAUAAAAAAAAUAUAUGGAAAAUGUUCCAUCAGAAAGUUCAGGUAGAUUUGGAUAGUUUCACAUUCAGUAAGAAGAAUGGUGAGUGUCCGGAAAAGAUUAAUGAAGUUGCAUCCCUUAGAUGUGCAUUUGAGUUAUUUGAUGCCAACUUCUUCAACGAUAAAAAGAUUCUGGAGAUUGUCAAGGGAGUGAAAGAGCUCAAUAUCCCUAUUAUCAGAGCUAAUCGAAAAUUAGUUGCUUCUGUUAAUGGAGGGCUGCAUAAUCCAUCUGCUUUGGUGUUCAAUCCUGAGUGGAGCAGGGAGCAACCCCAAAGCAUAGGCAAAAGAUUUCAUUACCCUUCUCUCAUUGGCACUAAGAGACCAAAAAAUGAAGAAGAUAUUGCUUUCAUGAGUGUUCUUGAAUUAGGGGAACUGAUUAAGACAAAACAAAUUACUUCAGAGGAGCUUACUCGCAUUUUCUUGCAGAGGUUGAAAAGGUACAAUCAUUUUCUUGAAGCUGUGGUCUCUUAUACUGAAGAACUAGCAUACAAGCAAGCGAAACAUGCUGACGAGUUGCUUGCCCGAGGGGUGUAUUUGGGUCCUCUCCAUGGAAUCCCUUACGGGUUGAAGGAUAUAAUUUCAGUUCCCCAUUACAAAACAACUUGGGGUUCAAAAACUUUUAAAGAUCAAGUUAUUGACAUUGAAGCUUGGGUAUACAAGAGGUUGAAGGCUGCAGGGGCAGUUCUUGUUGCAAAGCUUGUUGCUGGAUCUCUGGCAUAUGAUGACAUCUGGUAUGGCGGUAGGACAAGGAACCCAUGGAACAUUGAGGAAUUUACAACGGGUUCAUCAGCUGGGCCUGCUGCAUGCACAUCAGCUGGUAUGGUUCCAUUUGCAAUUGGUUCGGAAACAGCUGGCUCAAUCACGUAUCCGGCUGCUCGUUGUGGUGUGACGGCAUUAAGGCCAACAUUUGGUACUGUCGGUAGAACUGGUGUAAUGAGCAUAUCUGAAAGCUUGGAUAAGCUUGGCCCAUUCUGUAGAAGCGCCACAGAUUGCACUGUUAUUCUAGAUACUAUUCGAGGAAGGGAUCCAGGUGAUCUCUCAUCAAGAGACAGUCCCCUUGAUGAUCCAUUCUUGGUUGACAUCACCAAACUUACUGUUGGAUAUCUUGAUGAUGCCGAGAUGGAGGUUGUUCGAGUUCUUGCAUCAAAGGGUGUUAAUGUGAUCCCAUUCAAACUGAAUUACACAGUUGACUCUGUUCAAGGUAUCCUGAAUUUUACGAUGGAUGUUGAUAUGUUGUCUCACUUUGAUAAGUGGCAACGCUUAGGGCAGGAUGAUGAUUAUGAAGCUCAAGAUCAAUGGCCCAUUGAACUACGUCGUGCACGCAUGAUUCCAGCAGUAGACUAUGUUCAGGCACAAAGAGCACGGGGAAAGUUAAUCCAGGAAGUAAGAGAAAUUUUUACCGUUGAUGCGUUUAUUGGCAAUGCAACUGACUGGGAGAAAGUUUGCAUGGGAAAUCUCGUGGGUCUGCCUGUAAUUGUAGUCCCAACAGGAUUUAAAAAUAUAUCAAAUCCACCUUCUAGUGGCAGCCGACGGAGAACCACCAUCACCACUGGCAUAUAUGCACCCCCUCAUCACGAUCACAUUGCUUUAGCACUGGCAAUGGCUUACCAAUCAGUUACUGAUCACCACAAACAACGCCCACCUAUUAAUAAUAUUGGGCCAAACGACUCAAUUCCAAAUCCACCUACAGUUACCUCCCCUCCCGGACUAUUGCAUUUCUGAUGCCACUCCAAUGUUACUUUCGAUGUUGUUGUUGUGACUUGUGACCACAGUUUCACCGUUGAUGAUAUGGUAGAUCAAGUUUUUUUUCGUUUUUUUUUAUGGGAAAUAUCAAGUUUAUUUUGGGACGGAACAUUGACAUUUUUAUGACCAUAUAUCAAGGGCACUGAAUCGUUCAAUGAAAGAGAGGAAGAUGCCCAGAAUUUCCAUUGACUGUCUGCUUUUAGUGUUUUUAUCUUUCACAACGCAGAAUUUACCAGGUCUCGUGGCUAAUUUUGAAAUUUGUUAAGUAUGGUCAUUUUA
Messenger RNA from Quercus lobata, 2940 nucleotides. Its product is annotated as Amidase family protein. Gene Ontology annotation, molecular function: glutaminyl-tRNA synthase (glutamine-hydrolyzing) activity. Bases 904 to 2640 code for a protein of 578 amino acids. NCBI's taxonomy places the organism in Eukaryota, Viridiplantae, Streptophyta, Magnoliopsida, Fagales, Fagaceae. The record is from RefSeq and is a predicted model, not a curated record. The transcript is spliced from 12 exons.